Molecule: messenger RNA, 1561 nt
Organism: Anopheles nili
Lineage: Eukaryota; Metazoa; Arthropoda; Insecta; Diptera; Culicidae
Gene: nSMase
Product: putative neutral sphingomyelinase
Exons: 4
Coding region: 68-1336 (422 amino acids)
Cellular component (GO): cytoplasm
Molecular function (GO): sphingomyelin phosphodiesterase activity
Source: RefSeq, a predicted model, not a curated record
UCGAGACGAACUCUUUCAAAUUACUCUAAGCCGGCUGGGUUGCUGGUUAGCAAAUUUAGUUGCAGCAAUGGCAAUGGAGCUAAGUAUUUUAACUCUGAAUAUCUGGGGCAUUCCGUACGUGUCGAAGGAUCGAGAAGUUCGCGUGAAGGCUAUUGGUGACGUGUUGGCCAGUGGCAACUAUGAUAUCGUCUCGCUGCAGGAAGUAUGGUCCGAUAGCGACUACCAAUAUCUAAGGCAACGAGUGGAAAACGUGCUUCCGUUUUGCCACUAUUUCUACAGUGGCGUUGUCGGCUCAGGGUUAGCGAUUCUCUCGCGGUAUCCGAUUGUAUCGGCUUUCUUCCAUGCGUGGUCCGUGAACGGCUACAUUCACCGUAUCCAGCACGGCGACUGGUUCGGUGGGAAAGGGGUCGGUAUGGCCAAGAUCUCUGUGAACGAUCAGCUGGUGCAUGUGUACGUUGCCCAUCUUCAUGCGGAAUACAACCGACAGUGUGAUGAUUACAUGGCCCAUCGCGUAAUACAGGCACAUGAUACGGCACAGUUUAUUGAAAGUACUCGCGGCCAGUCGGUACUGCAAGUGCUGGCUGGCGAUCUCAACACCGAACCUGGAGAUCUCGCUUACCGCGUUUUGGUUACCAGCUCGAAGUUAAAGGAUUCGUAUGACCGAAAAUUGGUUGGCAACUACAUCGGCACGAACGAAUGCCAGCACAACAGCUACACCGAUGCUUUGGCGGCCAAACAGGCACCGAACGGGAAGCGUAUCGACUACGUGAUGUAUCGCAUUGGGGACAAUUACGAGGGACGUUUGCUGGAGCAUCGGUUACCCUUACCGGAACGAGUGCCUGGGCAGUCUUUUAGUUACUCCGACCACGAGGGCGUGUACGCGAAAUUGAUACUAAAGAAAAGCUCAUCAUCCUCGACGAUUCAGAACUUGAUCGCGUGUAACAGUGGGAAAGCCCGAGAAGAGGAGAGCUGCAGUCGCGAUUCUGAGGACGAAAUGCAACUAGAGGCAGUACUGGCCCUCCGUGAGAGUGUGGCGAUUUGUAACGAAAGCCUAAAGCAGCUUGAAUCGCACCGGCGCAGCUAUUCGUUGAUGGCGAUCGGUGUGAUCAUUGUGCUGCUUAAUCUACUCGAGCUACAGGCACCGUAUGGUCUGAAGAUCGCCUUUCUGGUGCUGAAGUUUCUGCUCUGUGCGAUCAUCAUAUUCUUCGUGGUAAUGGCCACUAUUUGGAACGUGAUGGAAAAGCACGGCAUACUAUCGGGGAAGCUUUCGAUGGAGAUUGCCCUGAAAGGGUACAGCCUUGACGGCCCCUCGUCGGGGCUGGCUACGGGUCGUUGAGUGAGAAAUAACGCGUUGAAAUGUAUUUUUAUGCUUCCAUCUCACCCGGUAGCACUCGUUUUGAUAGUAACCUUCGCUAAAUAACUCUACGGCAAUAGGCAACGAUAGAAGAGUGCACGAUUGCCGGUGCUGUGCACCGGCCACACAAAGCACGGUCCGGUAAAUAGUUUGUUAAAGCUGGAAGAAAUAUAAACAUUCCCCGAAAUAGAGCCCUUGCAUGGGAAA